Molecule: messenger RNA, 1403 nt
Organism: Schistosoma rodhaini
Lineage: Eukaryota; Metazoa; Platyhelminthes; Trematoda; Strigeidida; Schistosomatidae
Source: the annotation of a GenBank genome assembly
AUGUACAAAGCAAAAAAACGAAAAUUCUCAGUAUCGGAAAUUAAUCAAGCCAUACUACAUGCUGUUUAUGGAACUACAACUCAACGAUUUGUUCCUCAAUUACAGCGAAUAACAUUAAAGUGCUGUAAAUUUCGACGAGAUAGUCAAGGUGUCAGGGAUUAUAUUGAAAAUCACUUAGUGGACUUUGCUCGAGAUAAUCCAGCAACUGCUAUCUACGUAAAGCCACGAAGAAAUAGACCUCCUCUUCUAGUUGCUGAGUAUCUAUGUGGCAACUGGCAGUAUGUACGUGCAAAAGAUAUGACUUGUGAAGAAAUAGCUAACUGGAUCAAUUUCUUACGUACUCGUUCUGGGGUGAAUAUUUUUCCAAUAUAUAAAUACUGGUCAACUAAACGCCCUUCAAUUCAAGGCAUGUGGCAUCCGUUUUACGAACCCCUAUAUAAUCAGACGAUUUUAAAGACACCCAAUGAAAUUGUAAGAAACAUUGGUCAGCUUUGUCAAACUAAACAAAAUGAGUUAUCAGCCGAAGAAAUACUGCUAGAAAAAGCAAAACUUCAACAGUAUCGUCUGUCUGACUUAUCCAGUUAGUGAUUUCAAUGUAAUUUAUUCUUAUGCCUAAACGACUGCAGCGCAUUUUUGUGAAUAAUGUAUGUUUCAGUUAAAUAUCUUCCAUAACACUUUAAAAACAAAGUAUUUGCAUGAUUCUAAGCUUGUUAUUUAUUCUGUCAGACUCAUUUCUUUUGGGUUGAGGUACAUACCAUGAAUCCCAUAAAUGUAAUUGGAGAAACUACGAUAAUAUCAGUCGCUUAAACGGAAAAUUAAAUACUACCAGUGAAAAUAUUUCUUCAUCUUGUGAACGAAAUAAAAAAUAUUGCAGUGAAUCGAUAUGGUUUCAGCCAAGGUAAGCAUUUGUUUAAAAUUGAGUGGAUAGCGAUAAUUGGUGAAUUUCUUUGGUUGACUUAAACAAUAUUUAAGCUGAGGAUGUAGGAGAAGAUAAAUAUUGAAUGCAGCUGCGCUUUGACGGAUUCUGAGCUGUAUCACAGUUAUAUUCGUUAUCUUCAAUUCGAUGGCCGAGGACGAAUGGAUUAAGUAAGAACUCAAAUACGAAUGGCCCUGAAUGUAUAUUCAAGUAAUUGAAUUAACUGACAGGUAAAGUUAUAAUAAACGAUGAAAGUAUGAUAAGAUUUAGUGAACACAGCUGGACUGAAAUAACAAUAGUAUCGGGGUUAGGAUGAAAUAAAUCCACGAUUGCAUUAAACUGAUUUAAUCUGCAGUGAAUUGAAAUGAGUCCAGAUUGUCUGGAUUCCCAAUUGCUCAUCAGCAUGUCGCAAAUAUUUAUAGAUCAAUGUAGUGAUGAAAUGUAAUUAACAGACAGAUAGACGGGCCCCCAAAUGCCCUGGUAUGGC